Arachis stenosperma is the source of this 1436-nucleotide messenger RNA. RefSeq names its product 11-beta-hydroxysteroid dehydrogenase A-like. NCBI's taxonomy places the organism in Eukaryota, Viridiplantae, Streptophyta, Magnoliopsida, Fabales, Fabaceae. Gene Ontology annotation, molecular function: oxidoreductase activity. The record is from RefSeq and is a predicted model, not a curated record. The transcript has 6 exons.
AUACUGAAUUAUAAUUUUUCCACGUAAAAUAAAAGGGAAAAAAUAUUAUUAAUAAUAUUUAAAUAUUUUUGAAACUUAAAAUACACCAUCGGGGAGUGAUACAUGCAAUGUAUUUAAUUUAUCCAGACACAAGAAGACAGUAUUCUAUCAACACCUAAGAAUUAUUAGAUUAGAUGCUACUCUUGCUAUUGUUGACUUAUUUUGAAUGAAAAGUUUUCUGUAAGCUUAAGGCUAAGCUACCACGUGUUUAGUUCUGGAAAGUGAUAGGUGUUGCAUGUUGGGCAUGCAAAACGCCAGCGUUACAUUGGCACCUUGGAAUAUAUAUAAUAUAUACGUGUCUACUUCCUUGGUGUUUCUCCCCAUCUCUCACCGUUUUCCUUCAGGCAGCAAUAAUAAUGGUUGUGGAUGAAUGGAUCUUGAACAUCCUAGUUCCACCUACGUGCAUAGCUUUGCUCCUUUUCGUUUUACCGCCUUACCUCUUAUUCAAGAUUAUCUACUACGUUCUGAGAUCACUGCUUAAAGAGAACGUUGCAGGGAAAGUUAUCCUUAUAACUGGAGCUUCCUCAGGCAUAGGCGAGCAUAUAGCAUAUGAAUAUGGAAGAAGAGGAGCGCGUCUGGCUCUUGUUGCUAGAAGAGAGAAUCGACUGAAGGAGGUUGCACAAAGAGCCAUGGCGCUUGGUUCUCCUCAUGUCAUUACCAUUCCUGCAGAUGUUUCCAUACUCAAAGAGACGAUGUGAGUAUUAAAACUUAAUCCGUUUGUUUUUGCAGUGGAUCAUCUGGUGAACAAUGCUGGGGUUGUUCCUGUUUGCUUGUUUGAACACGCCACUGAUAUCAGUAAUUUUGCACCCGCAAUGGACAUUAACCUGUGGGGUUCGGCGUACGCCACUUAUUUUUCGAUCCCACACCUCAGAAAAAGCAGAGGAAAGAUCAUAGCAAUAGCUUCCUCGGCUGGAUGGUUGCCUACUCCUAGAAUGAUAUUCUACAAUGCAAGCAAAGCAGCAGUAAUAAGCUUAUAUGAGAGUUUGAGGACUGAACUAGGAAAGGACAUAGGAAUAACCAUAGUCACACCAGGGUUGGUCGAGUCAGAAAUGACACAGGGCAAGUUCCUAUCAAAAGAUGGCCAAAUGGUUCUUGACCAAGAAAUGAGAGAUGUUCUGGUUAGUUUGAUGCCCAUAAGAUCGGUGACGGAAGCUGCCAAGUCAAUAGUGAAUAGCGCCUGCCGUGGAGACCCGUACCUGACAGAACCAGCUUGGAUUAGGACAACUUUGUAUUUACAGAUAUUUUGCCCUCAACUACUCGAAUAUUUAAGCCGCUGGACCCUAAUUUCAGGCACUUCUGAGAGGGACACAAUUAGCAAGAAGCUCCUUCAUUUAUCAUGCCUGAAGAAAUAUCUGUAUCCUGAAUCAGUCAGAAAUCCCACGCUCCAACCCAACUAG